UCAACGGAGUGAGAGCCUUCAAGUUGAUACAUGAGUACCUCUAUCUACUUGUCUACAUUUAUGACUUCCAUGUGUAUAUACUAAUGGACCAGCACAAGUAGCUCUACAUAUGAAUAAACCGCAUCUCUGUAUGUGUGUACUGAUGGACCAGCAUCUAUAAAUAAUCAAUCAACACUCUCGCAUGACUGGCAUCACGCACGGUGGGCGCUGGCGAUCACGGCGACCACUGACCGAAUCUUCAGAAUCCAUGGUCGAAGAGGGCCAUCCCGAUACCGCCCGCGCCUCGCCACAUCUAUGUUACCCCACCCCGCAAGUCCUCUACGACCACGGAUUCGUGGGAGUUAGUUUCGAUGGUAAAACCCGCUGCUGCACUAUGUCUCCCUUUUUGUCGUCCUUGGAGGCGUCGGCCUCCUUAUUCUGGGUGCCAACUGUAUCGAAGAAAUCAAAUUCGGCUUGCGCCUUCUCCUUUUCUUCCUUUUCCUUCUUAUCUCUGGCCUCCUUCUCUUGAUCUGUAAGUUACGCUUACAUGAGAAAAGAAGUCGACAGAUCUAGAGGAUGGUGAGCUGAUUUAUGCAUGCCUGUUUCCAGGUGGUAGUCUCGCCGAACAUUCCCGUCCUUGUCUUUCACCACCAGUCCACGCUUGUCUUUCGCCGGCUUGAUCGUCACGAGCUUGUCCAGGUCUCUCCUCAACAAACACAUCAGCAUGAAGACAGACUCUUUCGGCCGAUUGUCUGCCUCCAUCUGUUCCUUUGCCGUUUUUGUCCUUUUGUAUGACUUUCUCUUGGCUGCUCCUUCUUGCUUGUCUUCCUGUCCUCCUUCGUCUUUUCGCCAGACCACGUCGCUGAGCCAGGUGCCGUAGGGUCCGUCAUCAGGGACUUUAGCUUGCUCCUCUUCCGCCACUCCGCUUUCGUCGGCUACAGCGAAUGGUGAGGCCUUGGAUUGUUUUUUGGUGUCGCUGUCCUUCUUCUGCCUCGUCUCUUUGACACAGCCAAAAUACUCCUCUAGCGGCAACCAAAUUUCGACGAUUUGCACGCGGCCCGCUGCUCCGAAAGAAUAAGAGUGGUACCCGGUUCCAGCCGAGCCGAUUGCUCUACGUAAAAGGGGAUUCAGGAAGAGAGCCAAUGAGUCUUUGCAUGUGUGCUUUGAGGGUGAGCAUGUUACGUGAGCAAAAAGAGGAGACCAAAUUGGAAGAGCUCCAU
Vitrella brassicaformis is the source of this 1199-nucleotide messenger RNA. Lineage: Eukaryota; Vitrellaceae. The record is from the annotation of a GenBank genome assembly.